This is a messenger RNA of Gasterosteus aculeatus aculeatus (three-spined stickleback), 1444 nucleotides long. RefSeq names its product ADP-ribosylation factor-like protein 8B-A. Gene Ontology annotation, biological process: protein transport; anterograde axonal transport. The record is from RefSeq and is a predicted model, not a curated record. Gene Ontology annotation, molecular function: GTP binding; GTPase activity. Lineage: Eukaryota; Metazoa; Chordata; Actinopteri; Perciformes; Gasterosteidae. Gene Ontology annotation, cellular component: lysosomal membrane.
CUGCGCACCACUUCCCUUCCUCAAUGGGAAACAUCUGACAGGGAGGGAGAAAGGCACACAGGACCACAGAGGCGAGUGAACACCCGACCUCAAGAUGCUGGCACUAAUUAACCGGCUUUUGGACUGGUUCAAGGCUCUGUUUUGGAAGGAGGAGAUGGAGCUGACGCUGGUCGGUUUGCAGUAUUCGGGGAAAACAACAUUUGUAAACGUGAUCGCUUCAGGGCAUUUCAGCGAAGACAUGAUCCCUACAGUCGGGUUCAAUAUGAGGAAAGUCACUAAAGGAAACGUGACUAUCAAGAUCUGGGAUAUAGGAGGCCAGCCCAGGUUCAGGAGCAUGUGGGAGCGGUACUGUCGGGGAGUCAAUUCAAUCGUGUACAUGGUUGAUGCAGCAGAUCAAGGAAAGGUGGAGGCAUCUAGAAAUGAGCUUCAUAAUUUAUUAGACAAACCUCAGUUGCAAGGAAUUCCUGUUUUGGUUCUCGGUAACAAAAGGGAUCUUCCCAGUGCUCUAGAUGAAAAGCAGCUGAUUGAGAAAAUGAAUCUAGCAGCAAUUCAGGACAGAGAGAUAUGCUGCUACUCAAUUUCCUGCAAAGAGAAAGACAACAUUGACAUCACACUUCAGUGGCUCAUCCAGCACUCAAAAUCUAGGAGGAGCUGAAAAUGGACUUGUGGUCCAGCUAUGCCCCACAAACCCCACCACCCUCCCCAACUCUCACCUAAACUCACAUGCUGCUCUGUUCUGCUCCUGACACACUUGUAUUUUCGCUCCCUUUCACCUUGUGGGUCUUUCCAAAUUCUAAUGCACUACUAAAGAUGUGACUCAUACCAAAUUUAAGAAUUAUUGUUGGCAUUAUUUGUCCGGUAAAGCUGUUCUUUAACUUGGGAGUUGGAAAAUAAUUUUGGCCCGCCGUUUAGGCAUUAACCUUUUUUGUUACCCGGUGUUAUUCAUAACGCUUAUUCGGUAUACAACAACACCCUCUUAAAGGAUGAUGCUGUCCAACAGACCUCACAUAAAUGUAAUUUACAAAGAUGGCUAUCAAGCUCUGCUGUGUGACCUGAUGAGUAUCAUCCUUUGCCUGAUCGGGAUUUCUUCUUAUGGGGAAAAAAGGUUUUUAGAAAGCUCUGUAUUUAGUCUGUACAAAUAUCAAGCUAGUAUGAUUUUUACUGAUGUGAGAUUUGCGUGUGUGGAUAUUUGAUUCUAUUUAAAGUCUGAAUGUACUAAAAGAUGCAAAUAGGCCUCUGUUUGUAAGUAGCCUCAGUGAAAUGAUUUCUUGCUGCCUCGCAGUUGAGAUAGUGGCAGAAUUCAAAGUGCCUUGUGCAAUGUCUCUCACCUCCUGAAGCAAAGCAGCAUGCAAGGUUUGCCUACCUGGGAGGAGUAAAAAACAACAACAAAAAAAACUACCAUUCAGUAUAUAUUCAAAUAAUAAAAAGGCAUGCUUUUAUCUAA